This is a messenger RNA of Panicum hallii, 1143 nucleotides long. RefSeq lists its product as uncharacterized. The transcript has a single exon. The record is from RefSeq and is a predicted model, not a curated record. The coding region runs from base 1 to 1143 and encodes 380 amino acids. Gene Ontology annotation, molecular function: protein binding. NCBI's taxonomy places the organism in Eukaryota, Viridiplantae, Streptophyta, Magnoliopsida, Poales, Poaceae.
AUGGAUUGGCUGGGGAAACCACGCUCGUCGCCAUGGUCGGAGCUCCCGGCGGAUCUUGGCGGUCUCAUCCUGCGCCUGCUGCCGUGCCACAUCGACCGCCUCCGCUUCAGGAGCGUCUGUCGCCAAUGGCGCCUGGUCGAGCGGCAGCAGCGGCCCCACUUGCCGCCGGCGCUGCCCCUCAUCUGGUUGGGCGGCCACGCCUUCCUAAGCCCUGCCGGCGGCGAGCUGCGCCGCUUCCGUACGGACGACGUGGACGUGCUGCGCCGCAUGUUCCCCAGCUGCCACGGCUCCUUCGACGGCUGGCUCCUGUACCAGCGGUACGGCGAGGACUCCAAGUGCUUCUUGGUCAACCCUCUCUCCGGAGCCACCAUUGAGAUGCCACUCUCGCUUGACAACGGCGCGAAGAUCAUCGUGUGCUCACCCGACCUCGUAACCGCCAUCCUCUGGAGCAGCUCCGUCGCGUUCUACCGGCCCGGCGCCCUUUCAUGGUCGGCUUGUCCGUCGGACCGCCGUGCAAGAGGGUUGUACGUGGACAUCGCCCUGCACCGCGGGAAGCUCUACGCCCUCAACAACGAGGAUGGACUCUUCGUUCAUGAUGUCAGCGCCGCCGCCGCCGCCGCCGUACCGAAGGCGUCCCGCGUCGUCGAGCAUGCGAUCACGCCACAGCCUCCCGCGGUGGCGAAUCGAAGAGGGCUUCUCCUGAUGCGGCGCUACCUCGUCGUGUCUUGUGCAGGCAAGCUACUCUUGGUGAAGUGGAUGGUUCCUUCUCGUCGUGAUCCUGACAACAGCAGGAGCGCCGCCUCGUCUUCCAAUGCUACUGACCGGGUCGUGCUGAAGGUAUUUGAGGCGGAUCUGGAGAAGGGUCGGUGGACGGAGGUGAACAGCUUGGACAAUGGCGAAGCCCUCUUCGUCGGCGGGGGUUGUUCCAAGGCUGUCAGAUUGACAGGCAAAGAUCGGAGGUUUCGGGAGAAUUGUGUUUACGUUUUGGGCCAUGAUUUCUUCGGAUAUUGCUAUAAGGCCAUGCCAAGCUAUGGUUCCUAUGACCUAAGGAGCGGCACAAUCAGUGAAGUUGCCCUAGGCAGAAUGCAGGUUGUAUGGCCUAUCUGGAGUAUGGAAUGGUUCUUUCCACAGGAGCAAGCUUAA